Molecule: messenger RNA, 1475 nt
Organism: Epinephelus moara (kelp grouper)
Lineage: Eukaryota; Metazoa; Chordata; Actinopteri; Perciformes; Serranidae
Product: protein FAM107B
Exons: 5
Coding region: 722-1183 (153 amino acids)
Source: RefSeq, a predicted model, not a curated record
CCCAGUAUUUAUGUAUUUUCACUUGUUUAAUACUGCACAUAUUUUGCAUCACUGCCGUGAUUUGGACCAUCCUCUUACCACUGUCAUCAGCACUUUGAUCAUACUUAAUCCCCUACAUCUCUAUUUAAUAUGUAUUUGCAGGGCUAAAAUUGUCAGUGUCACAUCGUAACCCACAUUUGUUGUGUCAGAUUGUUUGCUAUUGCUACACUGAUUUCACCUCAGGACCAUGAAACAUUCCUCAUCAACCUCUGUUUGGGUGCAUUAUUUUUCCAUCUUGAAUAUAACUUUAAAGCAUCAGGACAGUGGUGUGUAACUUCACAUUUAAAGUACAAUUUAAUGUGAAUUUGUCAUUUAUUUAGUUUACUUUAUUAUUUAAUUCAGUAUGUGUGAUAACAGGUGGAUCUUUACAGUAAAGAUACAAAAGCCAUGCUUGUUGUAUUGGUAUUUCUUGUAGCAUUAUCCUUAAUCAUUACAUUAUCCUAAUCCCUCCAUAUGUUGUUGCUGCCUUAGAGACAACAGAAGUUUCUCUCCCGAAGGGAACAAGGCUGGAACAAAGGGUCGUAAGACAGUUAAUAAGAUUUGAUCACAGGACAGUGAAACACACCUGUUCAGAUCAGCCUCACUGUAACUGCAGCUCAGCGUGGACCGUGAGAACAACUCUGUCUUCUGCUGCUUGUUUCUCUGCAUUUGCUUCUGUGAGGACACACUUCUCUGUUCACCAAUGCGUCUCUACCAUGGCACACAGAUAUCUCAAAAAAGGGGUCUUCAAAAUAGAAAAGAGAGACAUCACUGCUGGAUGGCCUCACCACACCAGGUGACUGAGAGUCCACAGCAGGAGUCUGGUGACCUCAUCCAACCCAGAAAGCUGCCAAAUCCCAUGCUGGCUUCUCACCAACACAAAUCACUACACCAAGAGCUGCUAUUCUGCCACAAAAGAGGUCUACUGCCCAGAAAAAAGCCUGAGCUGCAGUGCGUGCUGGAACAUAAACAGAAAGAGCAGCACAAGCAGAGGGAGCUGGCCCUCUCACCUCCCUCCGACUUGGAGGUGAAGCUACGCAGGAGGCAGCAGAGAAUACAAAUCUACGAGCUGGAGGAGAAGAGGAGGAGUGAGAGCCUGCAGAAUAUACCGGAGUUUGUACGUGUGAGGGGAACCCUGAGACGGGUCCAAACUUUUUCUUGGUGAUGACAGGAGCAAAGUGACACUUAAUGACAUUAUCAUGGAGCCCUGACAAGUUCCUACAAAGUCGGUUCAAAGGAUCCUUUACUGGCAACUGCAUAUAUUUCUACUGAAAUCAUCAAAAUUGAUCAGUAUUACUUUGAGACUAAUGUUGAAAUAUAAUGGAUUGUUUAUUUCAAUGGCAGUUUGGAGUUGUAAAAUCCUCCUGUGAGAGUAUUUUCUCUUAAAAGUGUGUUGUGUAAAGAUAAUAAACCAAGAAGUGUGUUUUUACACUAAAUAUAGCAGCUAUUUAAGGUAU